This is a messenger RNA of Fusarium poae, 1272 nucleotides long. RefSeq lists its product as uncharacterized. The record is from RefSeq and is a predicted model, not a curated record. The transcript has a single exon. The coding region runs from base 1 to 1272 and encodes 423 amino acids. NCBI's taxonomy places the organism in Eukaryota, Fungi, Ascomycota, Sordariomycetes, Hypocreales, Nectriaceae.
AUGCAGUCGAUCAUUACCUUUGCGGGCUUGGCAUUUGCCAACCUUGCUGUCGCUGGACCUUGCAAACCUCUUCCCCAGACUACUGUCUCAUCUGUAGACGUCGUUUCCACCACAUCGGCUGAACCGACCGUUGUUACCGCUACCCUUGAUCCUGUCUCUGGUGUUUCUACAAGUGCAGAGUCUUCCACUGUCUCUGAGAGUGAGACUGGAUAUGAGUCCAGCACGUAUGUUGAGAGCUCUACUCUCGCCACUGUUGUGAUUCAAGAGACUAGCUCUGUCGAGACCAGUGCUACAGAGACCACAGCUGAGACUGGUACCACUUCUGUCGAGGUUGAGACAUCUGCCACACAGACCAGUGCUGUCGAUACCACUGCUGUCGAGACAACUACCGAGGCUACUUCCGUCGAGACCACUGCUGCUGAUACCAGUGCCGCCGAAACGACUGCUGUUGAGACUGCUACUGUCGAGACUAGUGCUGCCGAAACCAUUGCCACCCAGACCACUGCUGCCGAUACUACUACUGCCGAUACUACUACUGCCGAUACUACUACUGCCGAUACUACUACUGCCGAUACUACUACUGCCGAUACUACUACUGUCGAGACCACUACUGAGGCUACUUCCACUGAGAUUGAGACAUCGGCCACCCAGACUACCACCGAGACUGCUGCUCCUACUGCCGACCAAUCUUGUGACAACGGUGGCAUGGACUAUGCUAUCUACACCCACCAGUUCUACAACUCUGACCCUCCCCGCUUCACAUCUUUCGACGCCACCUACUUCCACGAUGCCACCCCUACCUACCAAGGCAUCACCGAACGUAUCGGUAUCCAGCCCAACACUGACUGGACUAAGCCUUUCAAAAUCUACGAGGACAGCCCCAGCCAGAUGUACCAAUACAAGGCCGUCAACCACCGCGGUUUCCUCUACGCUCCCGAGUCCGGUACUUACAAGGUUACCGUCCCCAACUCUGACGAGAUCACACUUGUCUGGUUCGGUGACAAGGCUAUCAACUCGUGGACACGUGGAAACGCCGAUCUCGAGCAGGAUUACCCUGGUGGCACUUCCCGAUCUUUCAACAUUGAUCUUGAGGCUGGCACUUACACUCCCUUCCGUCUUCUGUGGGCCAAUGCUCAGGGUGAGCUGAACUUUAUCGCUGAGGUCCAGGCUCCUGGCGGCAAGAUUAUCGUUAACGGUGACGGUGCUGAUAACAAGUACCUCGUCCGUUUUUCUUGUGACGGAACCACCCCAACUUGGCCUGACUUUUAUUAA